AUGGCAGGGACUGGACAUGUUCCGAAAUGUAAACAAAUCUUCAGUAUUAUUCUUAAAAUACUGAUCGUCUUGUGUUUCCUUUAUUUGUUUAUCUGUGCACUGGGAUUUCUUGGAAAUGCUUUUAAACUCGUGGGAGGAAAAACAGCCGGUAAAGCAUUCCGUGAGAACGACCUUCUGUCCAAUCCCGUGGCGGGCCUAAUGAUUGGUGUACUGGCUACUGUUCUACUUCAGAGCUCCUCCACUACUACCUCCAUCAUCGUCACCAUGGUCGGCUCCGGAAUCAUACCAACCAAGGUUGCAAUUCCUAUGGUGAUGGGAGCCAAUAUAGGCACUUCUGUUACCAAUACACUUGUUGCUCUAACACAGUUCGGCAACCGCGAGGAGUUUCGGAGGUCAUUUGCCGGAGCAACAGUCCAUGACAUGUUCAAUUGGUUGACUGUUAUCAUACUCCUUCCGUUAGAGGUCGCAACCAACUAUCUGUUCAAACUAACUGACGUCAUAGUCAACAGCCUAGACCUUUCUAAAUCUUCCGGAAAGAAACGUGACAUCCUGAAAGCUAUUACCAAGCCCUUCACUAACCUACUUGUAAAGAUAAACAGCAAAGUGAUAAAGGACAUUGCUGUAGAAAAAGACGGGGCGGAGGAAAAGACUGUCCUGAAGCGGUGGUGUAAAACGCUGACAAUUCAUGUCAACUCCUCUACAGACCGGAGCUACAACUUCCGGAACACAACGUUAGGUGAGACUUCAUCGUCAGAGCAGACUGAACGUUUCAAUCAAACCCACAAUAUGUCACAAACAUCGGAGAUAGCGGACAAAUAUGAAAGAAUCAAUUUGGAAAGAUGUGAUAAUCUGCUAGCUCUGACAGAUCUAGAUGACAGUGCCGCUGGUGGCCUCCUCAUGGUCAUUUCGUUUGGCCUUAUCAUCGUCUCCCUUGUAGUUAUCGUCAAGCUCCUCAACUCUAUGUUAAAGGGUUCAGUGGCUAAAGUGGUAAAGAAAAGCAUAAAUGCAAAUUUUCCAGGAAAACUCUCCUUCCUCACUGGAUAUGUGGCGAUCUUGAUCGGAACAGGUAUGACAAUGAUAAUACAGAGCAGCUCAGUGUUCACCUCAAUCCUUACACCACUUGUUGGUGUAGAGGUUGUCUCCCUUGACCGAAUGUUUCCACUGACUGUUGGGGCAAAUAUUGGUACGACUAUAACAACCAUCAUGGCUUCUCUCUCUCUUCCUGCCGACCAGAUUCCACACUCGCUCCAGGUUGGACUGUGUCACCUCUUCUUCAAUCUAUCGGGAGCCAUCUUGUUUUAUCCUCUCCCGUUCAUGAGAAAAAUUCCUAUUGGUUUGGCAAAAAUUCUUGGCAACGUGACGUCACAAUACCGGUGGUUUUCCUUUUUCUAUAUAGUUGUGGCAUUCUUCCUAGUGCCCGGAACUGUACUAGGUCUGUCCCUCGCGGGAACCAUGGUUCUUCUAGCGGUCGGAGUCCCUCUUCUUACAGCUAUUGUUAUAAUCAUUUUAAUAAAUGUACUCCAGAGAAAAAUGAAUAACUGUUUACCAAGAAUUCUUAGGAACUGGGACUUCCUUCCAGAACCCUUGCACUCACUGGAUCCUUUAGAUCGAGUUUUAACUAAGAUUAUUGGGGUGUGCAAGUGUUGUAGAAACAGGGACGAAUCAUCUUCACCUGAAGAGAAUAGUCUUCACGGGAAAUCAAACAGAGGAUUUGAAAUAACAGAAGAACAAAUGUCGUUGUAA
Molecule: messenger RNA, 1743 nt
Organism: Ylistrum balloti
Lineage: Eukaryota; Metazoa; Mollusca; Bivalvia; Pectinida; Pectinidae
Product: sodium-dependent phosphate transport protein 2B-like
Exons: 7
Coding region: 1-1743 (580 amino acids)
Biological process (GO): sodium-dependent phosphate transport
Cellular component (GO): membrane
Molecular function (GO): sodium:phosphate symporter activity
Source: RefSeq, a predicted model, not a curated record